Messenger RNA from Apis dorsata (giant honeybee), 2321 nucleotides. It is a transcript of the gene flr, whose product is annotated as actin-interacting protein 1. The coding region runs from base 133 to 1944 and encodes 603 amino acids. Lineage: Eukaryota; Metazoa; Arthropoda; Insecta; Hymenoptera; Apidae. The transcript is spliced from 14 exons. Gene Ontology annotation, molecular function: actin filament binding. The record is from RefSeq and is a predicted model, not a curated record. Gene Ontology annotation, cellular component: cortical actin cytoskeleton. Gene Ontology annotation, biological process: sarcomere organization; positive regulation of actin filament depolymerization; actin filament depolymerization.
AAGGCAAGGGCGGAACAAGUAUUUCGAUGAAAAGUUUGGGGGGGGGAUACAGCAGAUACGAAGAAGGCAUUGAACUGAUUCUGAUUGUUGAAUUUUUUUCAAGUAUUAUUUAAAAAAACAUACAUAAGAAAAAUGUCCUAUGAAACAAAGUAUAUAUUUGCUACAUUACCUAAAACACAAAGAGGACAACCUCUUGUAUUAGGAUGUGAUCCUAAAGGAAAAAAUUUUUUAUAUACUAAUGGUAAUAGUGUAAUCAUUAGAAAUAUUGAUAAUCCAGCUAUUGCAGAUAUUUAUACAGAACAUUCUUGUCCAGUUAAUGUUGCAAAAUAUUCUCCAAGUGGAUUUUAUAUAGCAUCAGGUGAUCAAUCAGGUAAAAUACGUAUUUGGGACACUGUUAAUAAAGAACAUAUUUUAAAAAAUGAAUUUCAUCCAAUUGGUGGACCUAUUAAAGAUAUAGCAUGGUCAUUUGAUAAUCAACGUAUGGUAGUUGUUGGAGAAGGAAGAGAAAGAUUUGGUCAUGUGUUCAUGGCAGAAACUGGUACAUCUGUAGGUGAAAUUUCUGGUCAAAGUAAACCUAUUAAUUCAUGUGACUUCAGACCUACUAGACCAUUUAGAUUAAUCACUGGAAGUGAAGACAAUACUAUUGCUGUUUUUGAGGGACCGCCUUUUAAAUUUAAAAUGACCAAACAGGAGCAUACUCGAUUUGUUCAAGCAGUGCGCUAUUCUCCUAGUGGUAAUUUAUUUGCAUCUGCAGGAUUUGAUGGCAAAGUAUUUAUUUAUGAUGGUAUAAACUCCGAUCUAAUUGGAGAAAUAGGAUCACCAGCUCAUCAAGGAGGAGUAUAUGGGGUGGCUUGGAAGCCAGAUGGUACUCAAUUAUUGACUGCUUCUGGUGAUAAAACAUGUAAACUUUGGGAUGUAGAAACUCGUUCUUUGAUUAGUGAAUUUAACAUGGGAACAACAGUUGAUGAUCAACAAGUCAGUUGUUUAUGGCAAGAAAAAUAUUUGCUAUCUGUAUCUCUAAGUGGUUUUAUUAAUUAUUUGGAUGUUGAUAAUCCUACAAAACCACUUAGAAUAAUAAAGGGUCAUAAUAAACCAAUAACAGUAUUAACUUUGAGUCCUAAUAGAAGUACAAUUUAUACUGGAUCUCAUGAUGGAUAUAUUACUAAUUGGAAUGCAAAAACGGGAGAAAAUAACCGUAUUCAAGGUCAUGGACAUGGAAAUCAAAUUAACGGAAUGAAAACUACAAAGAAUUUGCUUUAUACUGCUGGUAUUGAUGACACGUUAAGAUUAGUUGAUAUUGAUACAAAUAUGUAUACAGAUACAGUUAUAGUUAAAUUGGAUUCUCAGCCACGUGGUUUAGAUAUUUACAAAGAUAUAGUUGUAAUUGCAACCAUUCGACAGAUAACUGUUACACAAGAUGGACGAAAAAUAUCAAAUACAUCUAUUGAUUAUGAACCAUCUUGUAUAUCAAUUAAUCAAGAAAAUGGUGAUAUAGCUAUAGGAGCCACAUCAGAUAAUAUGCUUCGUAUAUAUGCACUAUCAGGUACAAAUCUAACUUCAAAAAUGGAAUUACAACAUUUAGGUCCAGUUACAGAUGUUGCUUAUAGUCCUGAUAGCAAAUAUUUGGUAGCUUGUGAUACAAAUCGAAAAGUGGUUCUUUAUACUUGUCCAGAAUACAAGAGGCUUGCACAUAAUAGAGAAUGGGGUUUCCAUAAUGCAAGAGUGAAUUCUGUAGCAUGGUCUCCUAAUUCCAUAAUGGUUGCAAGUGGUAGUCUUGAUACAACAAUUAUCAUUUGGAGCGUAACAAAUCCAGCAAAACAUACUAUUAUUAAAAAUGCUCAUCCCCAAAGCCAAAUAACACGUUUAGUUUGGUUAGAUGAGGAAACAUUGAUCUCAGUUGGUCAGGAUUGUAAUACUAAAAUAUGGCGUAUAGAACAGAUUUAAUUAAUAGUUUGGAAGUAUGUUUCUUCUUUUUAAAAGAGCUUCAUUUUUGAAUGCAUUUUAUUUAUUUUGUAGUGAAUGAAUAUUGUAUAUUAUUUUUUAAUAUGAUUUUCGGAAUUAAUUGAUCAAUCUGUAUUAUGAUUUUAUAUUUGAUAUAUCGGAAUAGUCAAAACAAGUACAUAGUAUAUACAAUCGAAAUUGCUACAAUGUCUUUUUACAUUUUUGCGCUGUGUCAAUUAUAAAUAACAUUUUUUACAUACAAUUAUUUUUUAGAUAUUUACAAUAUAAUGAAAAUAUAUUGUCUUUUUAAUUAUUCAAUUUUUACUAGGUGAUUGUAAAAAGAAUUAAUUAUGAAAAAAAAAAACAUCAAAACGGGACAU